AUGGAAGAAUUGAUAGUGAGAGAGUUUGAGUCGGACAUGCUUCCUGGUGAUGAUGAGGAAGUUCUGGAGAUUAAUGGUGUAUUUGAUGAAGAGGUACUGUUCGUCCGAUUACUCUCCUCUAUACCAUGGUUACCGCAUCCUGAUUCUUCCCACCAUCUCUCUUAUCACCGUUUUUAUUCCAUUAACCGCCCCCACUUCAUCCGGUUUAACCCACCGCCUCAUCUCGAUUCUUCCUCAUUCCAUUAUCCCAGAAACCCACCGCCUCAUAACCUCUUCAAUAUCAGACUCAUCGAUCUUCAACAUCAAACGAACUCGUCACCGCCUCCAAUUGCUUCCCUUCUCUCUCGCGACAUCGACCUAGUAUGCUGCUGUUCCGAUUCAGAUCAGACAUAUUUCCGGUUUUCUUUUAAGCGACUUCGUUUCUCUAUUUCUUGGCAGGGACAACCCGAUCCUUCAUCUAGUCUAAGAAAGCAGUUUCUCACUUUCAGACCCUUCUUAUCAGUGAGAGAGACGAACAACAGUAGGCAGCUCGACUUCUGGAUCAACAUUUUUCUUCCCAUUCUCCGAAAUUGGGUGUUGUCAUACCAUUUUUUUCCACUACUCUGCUCUUCAUCGCAUUCUUUAAAGUAUAAACCUGAGAAGUGGAUGCCACAUAAUGAAGAGAAGAUUGUCUUAGCCGGCUAA
This is a messenger RNA of Lactuca saligna, 684 nucleotides long. Lineage: Eukaryota; Viridiplantae; Streptophyta; Magnoliopsida; Asterales; Asteraceae. The record is from the annotation of a GenBank genome assembly.